AUGUCUGACGGAAGAAUUAAUUACGAUCCGCAGUUUAAACCAGUCAAAAAUAUCUAUGAAGAUAGAUUGAGACAGUUUAUGGAUAAAGGUGGAGAUUACCAUGAUUUAAACUUAACAAAAUUUUACGACAAGAAGAGAAUAUCUCUAGAUCAAAAUCACGUUAAAGUAGAAUGGUAUCAAGUUCCAUUUAAGAAAGGAUCAUCCCCCGUCUCUCCAGAUAAAAGACCAUCCUGGGAGUCAAUUAUUAAAAGCGACAAGAAGGGCGAAUUGAAGUUCCAAAAAGCCCACAAGGGACAACCAUUUGGACCAAGUUGGUCUACUACGUGGUUUAAAGUACAUUUAUCUGUUCCUCAAGAUUGGGUUGAUGCUAAUGAACAACUAUUGUUCAACUUCAACUGUAAUAACGAAGGUGUAGUUAUUGACCCGACAACUUUAUUACCUCAAACCGCCUUUUCAGGAGGUGAAAGAGCAGAGUAUUUACUGCCAAAACAAGAAAAUGGUGAAUAUUUCUUUUAUAUCGAAACUGGUAACAAUGGUAUGUUUGGAUGUGGUUCUGGAUCAACGAUCAAUCCACCGGAUAAUAACAGAUUCUUCCAUUUAGAUUCUGCUGAUAUUAUUCUACCAGACUGGGAAGCUCGUGCUCUUCGUAUCGAUUUCUGGAUGCUUUCUGAUGCCGCCAGGGAAUUACCAGAUGAGACUUGGCAAAAACAUAGAGCCAGACAAUUAGGUAACGAUAUCAUGAACAUGUUUGACCCAGAUGAUAGAAAAUCUGUUGCAAUAUGUCGUGCUUAUUUAAAGAAUGAAUACUUCGAUAAAUAUACAGAUGACAGAGCUGUCUAUUUCCAAGGUGACGACAAGCAAUUGACAAAUGUGUACGGUAUGGGUAAUUGCCAUAUUGAUACAGCUUGGUUAUGGCCAUUCGCUGAGACAAAGAGAAAGAUUAUUAGAUCAUGGGCUUCACAAUGUACAAUUAUGAAUGAAUAUCCAGAGUACCAAUUCGUAGCAUCUCAAGCCCAACAAUUUAAAUGGUUAUUAAAAAAUCACCCAAAAUUCUUUAACGAUGUUUUAAUCCCAAAGGUUCAAGAUGGUCAGUUUAUCCCUAUUGGUGGUUCCUGGGUUGAAAAUGAUACAAAUGUUCCAAAUGGUGAAUCGUUGGCCAGACAAUUUUUUUUCGGUCAAAGAUUCUUCUUAAAAUAUUUUGGUGUGAAGUCUGACAUAUUUUGGCUACCUGAUACCUUUGGAUAUUCUUCACAAGUUCCUCAAUUAUGUCAAUUAUCGGGGUUGAAUAAAUUUUUAACACAAAAACUUUCUUGGAACAACAUUAAUAGUUUCCCUCACUCUACAUUCAAUUGGGCUGGUAUCGAUGGUUCUGUCUUGUUAACACAUAUGCCACCAGGUAAUACUUAUACAGCAGAUUCACAUUUUGGUGACGUCUUACGUUCUGCCAGACAAAACAAGUCCAAUGAAUUCUAUGGUUCGGGACUAAUGUUGUAUGGUAAAGGUGAUGGUGGUGGUGGACCAACUAGAGAAAUGAUGGAAAAAAUGAGACGUAUUAGAUCUAUGAGUAAUAAAAAUGGUAAUGUUAUUCCAAAGUUACAAGUUGGUACGUCUAUUGAUGAAUUUUAUCAAGAUAUCCUCGACCAUACUGAUAAUGGUGAGAAAUUACCUACCUGGAACGGUGAAUUGUAUUUUGAAUUCCAUAGAGGUACUUACACUACUCAAGCUAGAACAAAAUACCUAAUGAGAAAAUCAGAAAUCAUCAUACAUGACCUUGAAUGGAUUGCGACAAAGACUUCAAUAAUUUACCCUGACGAGUACCAAUACCCUGUCAAACAGAUAAACGACCUAUGGGAAAAUAUCUUAUUAUGUCAAUUCCAUGAUGUUUUACCGGGUUCAUGUAUUGAGAUGGUUUACAAGUAUGAAGCUGUACCAAUGUUAGAGGAGGUAAUUGAGAAAUGUUCUGACUUGAUUAAAGAUGCAGCAAGGUUUUUGAUGCAUAAGACAGAAAAGAAAAAUGAUAUUACCUCCAUUUCUACUCUUGAUUGGGUUCCUUCGAGUGUUAAACAAGAAGUUCUUGAUCAAUUUUCUGCUAAAAUAGAGGAAACCGAACAUAACCUUAUUUUAUGUAAUGGAAAACUAGAGGUAACCAUUAGUAAAACUUCUGGUGCUAUCACAAGUAUCAAGGAUAUACCAUCAUCGUCUCAAUUUUUAGACAUUAAGAACGGUAGAAAUAAAUUAGGUGCAAAUCAAUUCGUUUUGUUUGAUGAUAAACCUCUGAAUUGGCAAGCGUGGGAUACUGAAUUAUACUCCGUCACGCAAUACCAGUAUCUACAAAAUAUCGAAAAGGUCGCAGUAAUCCGUAAUUCUAAAUUGGAAGUUGCUGUCGAGGUUAUUGUUAAAGUAUCGUCAGGUUGUUCGAUAAAGUCGACGAUUUCGUUGAAGGCAACUACAUUUGAGGCUCAAAACAAGAGUAAGAUCGAUAUCAACACUUUAGUAAGGGAUUGGGAUGCUAAAAACAAAUUUUUAAAAGUUGAAUUUCCAGUUAAUGUUCGAAGUGAGUUUGCUUCUUAUGAAACACAAUUUGGUAUUACCAGAAGGCCAACAGUAUAUAAUACAUCCUGGGAUGUCGCGAAGUUUGAAGUUUGUCACCACAAGUUUGCCGAUUAUUCUGAAUUCAGUAAGGGUGUCUCAAUUAUCAAUGAUUGCAAGUAUGGGUUUUCCACCCAUGGUAACCUGAUGAGAUUAUCGUUAUUGCGUUCUUCAAAGGCCCCCGACGCCCAUGCUGAUAUGGGUACCCACCAAAUUAAUUAUGCAAUUUACCCUCACAGAGGCCAACUAGGCACAGACACUGUCAAACUAGCUUACGAGUUUAAUUAUAACAAUACAUAUGAUAUUCCUUCCAGUGUAGUGAAUUCAUUCAAUGGAGUUGUAAGUAUCAUAGGUGACGAAAACGUUAUUUUGUCAAACAUAAAGAGGGGUGAAGAAGACUCCUCUUUGAAAUCGAAUUACUCUUUGAAUCCACAGAAAGAAAAAAGUAUCAUUGUGAGACUUUACGAAUCACUUGGAGGUGAAUCUAGAACAUCGUUGGUUUCAUCGUAUCCUUUAAAAUGUGUCUUUAAGGUAGACAAUUUGGAACUAAAGAUACAUGAGAAAUGUGACUUCGUUGCUGCUGAGGGUAGAAAUAAAGUUACUGAAAUUCCUGUCGUUUUGAGACCAUUUGAAGUUGCGUCCUAUAAGCUAGUCUUUGCUUGA
Messenger RNA from Maudiozyma barnettii, 3252 nucleotides. RefSeq names its product alpha-mannosidase (gene AMS1). The record is from RefSeq and is a predicted model, not a curated record. Gene Ontology annotation, molecular function: alpha-mannosidase activity; carbohydrate binding. Gene Ontology annotation, cellular component: fungal-type vacuole membrane. The coding region runs from base 1 to 3252 and encodes 1083 amino acids. The transcript has a single exon. NCBI's taxonomy places the organism in Eukaryota, Fungi, Ascomycota, Saccharomycetes, Saccharomycetales, Saccharomycetaceae. Gene Ontology annotation, biological process: mannose metabolic process; oligosaccharide catabolic process.